AUGGUCGCUACACGAAACCAUCCCUCGGGCGCAUACGAAACCGACACUCCCCCCAAAGCUUCACCUACUAAGCGCUCCACGCGAACGUCGGUCGCCGCGAGCGACAGCUUGUCAGCGAGGACAGCCGCCUCGCCUACUCCGACUCCAACGCGCACGCGAGCAAGCACUCGUCGCGGAGAAUGGGCGCAUACACCGUCCAAUCUGACGCUCAUCUGGCUUGCUGUCAGCCUGCCGUUGGUCAUCUGGGACACAGGUUACGUCCUCCUGCGACCGCAUUCAAUGCCUGGCGGAGCCUUACACUACCCAAUCUGGAGCCCGUAUGAGCUGUACGGUCGGAUCGAUAGGGUAUAUGGCUUCGAAGCGAUCGAAGCCAAGAAUGGAUGGACUGCCGCGCAGGGCCUGGUGAAUGCCAUCGAAACAGCGGCGUACCUCGCAUACCUCUACAUUGUGUAUCAAUAUGGAGAGCAAGAGCCGAUCCAAGGACGUGGUGCGCCAGGAAAGAGCGUGAUGGGCCGUCUGCGAGGGCUUAGUGAGAGUCGCACGCUGACUGGGCGACUUGCGGCCGUCGCAGUCUUGAUCGGAUUCAGCACGGCGACUGUGACAUUCUGGAAAACGGUCUUGUACUGUAAGUUUCUCCCUUGCGCAAUAAUCUCAAACAGUUCUGACGGCAGCAGGGUUGAUCGAGAUCUUCUCGGGGUUUCAUUCCAUUGGACAUAAUGAUAUGUCGACCAUAGUCCUUCUCUGGGUUCUUCCAAACGGACCUUGGCUUGUCUUGCCGCUGUAUAUGAUCUAUGUCUUUGGCGCAGAGAUUUUGCAAGGCCUGGAAACUGCAACAGGCGCUAACAAGAAGUCAGGGUAG
This is a messenger RNA of Lecanosticta acicola, 859 nucleotides long. Lineage: Eukaryota; Fungi; Ascomycota; Dothideomycetes; Mycosphaerellales; Mycosphaerellaceae. The record is from the annotation of a GenBank genome assembly.